Messenger RNA from Clupea harengus (Atlantic herring), 980 nucleotides. Its product is annotated as cerebellin-1-like. Lineage: Eukaryota; Metazoa; Chordata; Actinopteri; Clupeiformes; Clupeidae. Gene Ontology annotation, molecular function: protein binding. The record is from RefSeq and is a predicted model, not a curated record.
UGUGUUCACUAUGCGUUAAAGUGCAGCAUUCUCUGCCUUUUUCAUAAUAGCUAUGAGUUGAGCAAUUUUUUGAAACAGGAUGUGGCCAGACAUUUGAUGAAUUGAUAAUAACACAGUUUUGUAGGUCAUGUCACAUCCUUUUGUUCACUAGCUAAAUCUGUCAGAGGAAAGCUUGUAGGAGCAUUACGGACGAUGAAGGACCAAACCCCAUGUGUCUUGCUGAGAGUUCAAGUUCUGGAGAAGAGGCUGCUACUUAUGGGCCAAAUACUGGUCUUAGCACUGUUUGGACUGGUGAUAGAGGCCUGCGUAAUCUACAGGAUCCACACCCAUCCCUCCUCAAAAGAUUUGUCUGAAAACAACACUUCUUCUGAUCUGAAGGGUCUGUCUGCUCGACUGACAACAUGUGAAUACCAAGUGGAAAAGAUUCAAAGGAAUCAAAAAGAGGUGGCCUUCACUGCGGCUCUCCGGCCUUCAGCAUGGGAAAAGAGUGGUUUUGGGCAAAUAGGACCUUUUGACAAGGAGAUGACCGUGGUCUAUGGCAAUGUACUGACUAACAUCGGAGGAGCCUACAAUUCAAAUACAGGUGUGUUCACUGCUCCGGUGAAAGGAAUCUACUUCUUGACCUUCACCACCUACAGCUGGGUGUAUGAGGCAGAUAUCGGUAUCAAGUUGAUGAAGAACAAUCAGGAAGUAUUGCUGGUUUGGGAAACCCAGGACAAAGGUGAUAACGAGGACUAUGCCUCCAACUCAGUGGUUCUGGAGCUAGAAGUAGGGGACAGGUUGUAUAUGAGCCUCCCCAAAGGAUACAGCGUUGCAGCCAGCAUCAAUUCCAAUAUUAAUACUUUCAGUGGAUUUCUGCUCUACCCCAGAUCAGUUCAGUAGAUCCUUUGAUGGAUUCAAGUGAGCAGAUGAUUUGAUGUCAGAUGGGAACAUAUUUGAUAAUAAUCAAAACUAUAAUCAAUAAAGUUCAUUGUAUCACA